Molecule: messenger RNA, 1743 nt
Organism: Pistacia vera
Lineage: Eukaryota; Viridiplantae; Streptophyta; Magnoliopsida; Sapindales; Anacardiaceae
Product: putative UPF0481 protein At3g02645
Exons: 1
Coding region: 1-1743 (580 amino acids)
Source: RefSeq, a predicted model, not a curated record
AUGGCUCCUCGUAGUUUUCCCCAACGCUCCCAAAGCCUUCCAAGUCUGUCCACAUUUGUGUUUCCUCAUUCUCAACUCAUGGAUGAGCAGGAACGUUGGCUCAAUAUUGUCAUUAAAAGCAUUGAAUGCAAAUCGGCCAAUCAGCGUGAUGUCACUAUUUUCCUUGUCCCCAAAACCCUAAUGCAUAAUUCUCCUACUUCUUACGUUCCACAGCAUAUUUCACUUGGCCCCAACCAUUGUUGGCGCCCCGAGCUCCAUGACAUGGAGGGUUACAAGAUUUCCGCCGCAAAAAACUUUCAGCAACAUCUACCCGGAGGUAGCUUCAAAUAUCUUGUCGAUAAAUUCGUCAAAAAACACGAAGAGAUUCGCGCUCACUAUCAAAGGUUCAUAUAUUUUAAAGACGACAAUUUAGCCUGGUUGAUGGCGGUAGAUACAGCAUUCUUGAUUGAGUUCCUUCAAGUGAUUUGGCUGAAGAAAGCAGACAAGCGGGAUAAAAUAAUGAAAAAUACUCCAGAUCAGCGUGAAAUUUCCAUCGACGGAGGUGAGGACCUCUUUGAAGAUCGACAAAUUAUAUCUUUCCUAGUGACUGGAAUUAAAAAUGUGCAGAAGUAUACAGAGAGUACGGCUGCUCGGGAUGCCAUUUUAAGAGAUAUGAUGAUGCUUGAGAAUCAAAUUCCGCUAAUUCUAUUAGAAGACACGCUGCAUGCUCUAUACUCAUCAAAGGGAGUAGCAUCAAACGAAGAAGCACCCGCCAAGGCCACUAGCACGCUGUAUAAAUUGUUGGACGCCUUUCUUCGGAAGGUUUUCCCUUUCGAGUUCUUGACCGAUAGCAAAAAGCCUGGUGUUCCACAACGCAAUGAUUAUCACCACUUGCUCCACUACAUGUAUGACACGAUUCUACCUGAUAAAUCACAUGGUCAGCAAGCUGGUGAUGAUGAUAAUACUGAAGAUGAUGGUGUUGGAGAUAAACAGAAACCGAAGAGCAAAUCUCCACAUGAGUUAAAAAAUAAAACUUGUCGACUCCUGUCCGGGAGUAAAGACGCACUUAGUGGCUUAAAACUUCCCCCAAAAGCGAGUCUAAUAGUUAAGCCUGUUACAUGUUUGCUUCAAUGGGGUUCAUAUGGUCUGUCUAAAACGGAAUCAAGUGGGGAAGAUGAUAGUAAACCACCGGAGAUCGACAUUCCGUCCGCCACCGAACUUGAAAGAGCUGGGGUACGUUUUUCUCCCAUUAAGAAAGGUAAAAGUUUCACAGACAUAAAAUUUGAUUCCAAGAAAGCUAUAUUUGAGCUCCCUCCCAUCACUUUAGAUGACAACACAGAAGUGGUUUUAAGAAACUUAGUGGCGUAUGAAGCAUCGAAUCCAUCGGCCUCAUUGUAUUUUACACGUUACACUGAGUUGAUGAAUGGAAUUAUCGAUACUGUGGGUGAUGUGAAGCUUUUGAAGGAACCGGGCAUUAUUCGUAACAAGAUGAAAAGCGACGAAGAGGCAGCCAGUAUGUGGAAUACAAUGAGCAGGUCUCUGAAGAAGAAAAAAGUAAAAGAUUUGGAUGCAGAAAUCAAGAGUGUCAACGAGUAUUACAAUGGAAAAUGGAAGAUCAAAGCUAAAAAAUUCAUGAAUAACUACGUUUAUGAAUACUGGCAGUUUCUCACAUUCGUGGCAGCAGUUCUGCUAUUGUUCUUCCAGAUGUUUGAAAGUUUCUGCUCCGCCUACGACUGCACCACCAUCUUUCAUUUCAAGAAGUAG